UCUGAAGUUAAUACGUGUUUCUCGAAGCACCCUCUUAUCCAGUUCACCGACAGACAUCCCUCCUCGGAAAGAACUGAACAUGAUGUGGCAGUUGUGUCUAGCAGCUUGCGUCCUAGCCGUGCAUGCACAAACCGAUGCAGCCGGCGGAGACGAUGACAACCGUAUCGUAGGGGGUGAGGAUGCUUCUUACGGUGAAUUUCCAUUGCAGGUGAUGAUACUGCGGGGCGGCCCGGACGGCUCCCUUAUGUGCGGCGGUUCCAUCAUCGCAGAGCGGUGGAUCGUUACUGCCGCUCACUGUGUCGACAGGCAAUCAGCCCACCGACUGGGGGUCAGCGUCGGUAGCCACAACCUGUACAGCGACGACGACGACCAGGAGAAUAUCCAGGUCAAAAGAGUGGUCCAGCACGAGGACUACGACGAUAGGACUAUUGACAACGACAUCGCCCUCCUGGAGUUGGAAACCCCCAUCACGAUUGGUAGUCACGUCGGGACUGUGAACCUGCCUGACGCGGAAAGCGACGUGUCCGGCGGUACCACGUGCACCGUCACCGGGUGGGGAAGGACUUCCGAAGGAGGCUCCUUGGCCAGGGUCUUGCAGAAAGUUGAUGUGCCGGUCGUGGAUCGGGAUGAUUGUAGGGAUUCCUACGGCACCUGGAUCACCGACAACAUGAUCUGUGCUGGCCUGGACCAAGGCGGCAAGGAUUCAUGCCAGGGUGACUCCGGUGGACCUAUGGUGUGCGGCCAAGUCGCCGGCGGGGCGACCCUGGACGGCAUCGUGUCCUGGGGAUACGGCUGCGCAGAGGCCGGCUACCCCGGUGUCUACACACGCGUCGGUAACUACGUCAACUGGAUCAAAACCCAUACCGGUUUACAGUAACUAGGGCUGGCAAACACAGGCAUGAGCCUGUCCUUACAGAGCUUUCUCAGUCUCAGAAACUGGGUACAAAUAAGCUCCGAAUUGCCUGAGAAAUAAAAAAAACAGGAACGAAA
This is a messenger RNA of Branchiostoma floridae (Florida lancelet), 990 nucleotides long. Its product is annotated as trypsin-like. The transcript is spliced from 8 exons. Lineage: Eukaryota; Metazoa; Chordata; Leptocardii; Amphioxiformes; Branchiostomatidae. Gene Ontology annotation, molecular function: serine-type endopeptidase activity. Bases 80 to 877 code for a protein of 265 amino acids. Gene Ontology annotation, biological process: proteolysis. The record is from RefSeq and is a predicted model, not a curated record.